AUGUCCACCAUAAAACGGAAUGCGUCGAGCAUAGACGAAAUAAGUGCACCCGAGCCAGAUCCCAAGCGUCAAGCUGUCGACCGUCAUCCCGAUGUCAAGAAUCUAGCCUAUCCUCCGACUACUGCUGUGGCCAAGCCAGCACCAUUUCAGCGGCCAUCCGCACUUUUGACGUUCUCCUAUACUCCAUCUCGUACGCUCGAAUUCAACGAUUCUGCACUACGAUAUUACAUCGAUCCUCCCAGGGGCGCCAAUUUGAGGUAUGGGUACGAGAGAUGGGUAAAGCGGCCUGAGGAGAAAGGAAGGCUCGACGGACUGCUCAAGGCGCUCUCGAGUCAUCUCUCUCGUUUAGGCUCAACGGAGAGCGAAGGAUGGAAAUGGCUCAAUGAUAUUGGCGUCGUCUCUUGGAGGGGGGUGAUGACCAAGAUAUUGACAGCACCGUAUGAGGACCGAGAUGCCUGGGAGAUGAAUGUCAUGGAAGUCCACGGGACUCUAUACUUGGAAGAGCAUCUAUCUGCCGCAAGACUUGCAGAAAAGGAAGACAUGACGCCAAACCACCGCCUGCGAUCGUACUAUGGCUACUCAUUCGAGUCGUGGUGCACCUCAUCUAUGCCGCGUACACAAGAAAAACUCGAAGGGCACCCUCCGGGUUGGAGCGGCGAUGUCGACACCAAUGUUCAAUGGUGUAGCGUGGUGAAGACAAAGCUGGCGGACACCAGGAUGGUCAUAGGCGGCGAGGUUGACUGCGUGCGAGGCCAGUUCAAAGGUGGAACGGACAACUUUGUUGAGCUCAAGACCUCCAUUACAAUACGAGGGCCACAGGAUGAGGCGAGAUUUGAGAAGAAGCUGCUCAAGUUCUACUUCCAAUCAUUCCUCCUGGGUGUUCCUGAAAUCAUAGUCGGGUUCCGGACGCCUUCGGGACAGCUCAGUACGUUGCAGACUUUCAACACAAUGGAAAUCCCGCGACUCAUCCGGAACAAGCCUGGCGCGUGGGAUCCCAUACGCUGUCUCGACUGGGGAAGUCAAUUUCUGUCAUUUUUGCGAUCACUCACGCAAGCAGUACCCCCGUUAUCUGCUGAAGCAGAGCAUACGAGGAAUGAUCAGGAGGUCGAGGCCAUAGCGUCCCUGGAGACGGGCCCACGGGUGUGGAGGGUCAAAUUCGAGCCGCGCGUAGGCGUCUCGGCUUGGCUGCUCGAUGAGGAUGGCGUACUUGAAGUCGAAGCAGGCGAAGAUAGGAUCGGCUUCCUUCCUCGCUGGUAUUGGGAUGACGUGCAGAGACAUGGAGCAAGUUUUGGUGAACGCUCGGACGGAGAACAGGAGGAAACGGUAAAGCUUAGAUCGGACGUGGGCGAACCGCAAAUACCUCCGGGCUGGAAGAUCUAA
Molecule: messenger RNA, 1380 nt
Organism: Laetiporus sulphureus 93-53
Lineage: Eukaryota; Fungi; Basidiomycota; Agaricomycetes; Polyporales; Laetiporaceae
Product: RAI1-domain-containing protein
Exons: 6
Coding region: 1-1380 (459 amino acids)
Biological process (GO): NAD-cap decapping; nuclear-transcribed mRNA catabolic process
Cellular component (GO): nucleus; cytosol
Molecular function (GO): mRNA 5'-diphosphatase activity
Source: RefSeq, a predicted model, not a curated record